UGCAAUAGAGUCGCUCGCAGUCUUCAUUCGCUACAGCAGUGAAAUGAACAGCAAACAAAACACUGCAAUAAUUUUUAUGCCAAAAUUUCUGAAAACUAUUCAUCCCCACAAUCCAAUCAAUCGAAAUAGUGAGUUCUUUCACAUUUUACGACACUGCCGCGUAUCAACACGAAAUCAACACGAUGCCUAAAUCACGAAUUGGCUUAGACCAGCAGAAAUUAAAGAAGGAAGAGAAAAUAUUGAAGCAAGAUGAAAAGAAAUUGAAAAGAGGUGAAAAGAAGGUGGCCAAGGAGUUGUCCGAUGUAAUCAAGAAAGCUCGAAAGGAAGAGCCCGACUCCAAAAUUGAAUCUCUUAUCAAGGCAGCCGAGAGGCUUAUGUUAACUCAAGGUCAGGAUGGUCAAACAGACGUCGUCUCAGGGCCUUUCAAUUUUUCUACCGUCGUUGAUACUGCUGCCACUGGAUUAGGUGAUGACGAUGACAACGACAAGGAAGGUUUGGCCCUGGACCUCGUUUCAUUCUGUCUCCGAGCCGUUGGAGAGUGGCAGGUACUGGAUUCGUUUCAAUGUCAUCUUCUCAACGUUGAAACGAAUGUUCCCAUAAUGCAACCAGACGGAAAUUUGAAACUUGAAAUUGAAGUUCCAAGUGGAACCGACAAAAUCAAACAACAAGGGUCCACCAUUCCCUUGACAGGAAUUUCACCAAAGUUUAUUGAAUCCCUCACUUGCACAAAACUAACGGUUGCCGAAAUGUACAAGCAUGCUGGGAAAACCGAUGCUGAAGAACUGACCUUGGACGUUGUCGAAAUACAGAAUCUGAACUCAUGGUUUGAUAGCGUUUAUGAAACUCCGCAAACGGUUGAGAACGCUUGGAUGGAACCUUAUAAGAAGGCGGAUGUCUUGAAGGGACUUGACAAAUCAGAGAUUGAGCAGUUUUACUGGGCUGUAAAAUUUCAUCAUAGGGAUACCACCAUUGUAGCUGCCAUUUUACAGACUGUUGUUCAUUUGCGCCAAGUUAUGGGAUAUAAAUACUGGAUUUUGCCCAAUGGGGAGAAGGUUCCUCUUGAUGCCAUGAAACUGGGUGUGAUUGAAGUGAUUCCUCAUGAAAAGUAUCUUGUUCGGUGCUUGCGGUUCCGUCAAACUCAAGAAGUUUCUGAUAACGGGGAUUGUUGCAGUCCUGAAGUUGAACCAUAUCCUGUGGAUGCUGAUAAUACGAAAAACAUACCAAUUCUUGGAAUUGACGCAGAAUUUGGUCCUAUCUACUCACAUUUCAUUUUGGAAGUGCCACUCCGAAAUGGACAGACCUACAUCGUUGACCCAACUUCUAUGCAGUUCAACUACCGAGGACCGAAAAAAACUAUCAUCGUUCAUGGAGAGUGGACUGAUUAUUGUAAACAGUUUCCUGGCUUUAUUAUCGAGCGAUUGACGAAACACGAAGACGCUGCCAAAGACCUUGCGCUACAAAAUUAUUUCAGGCAUCAGGCCAUUCUGCUUGGGAAUGGAGGUUUGAAGUUGGUUGAUCGACUAAAGGGAAAUUUGAUCAAGUAUUUCAGUUACCGCACCUGUAACUACUGUGGCCAAGUUGAAAAAUUACACGAGGAGGACGAACAGCAGGAAUUCAAUUAUAAAUUCAUUAAUGUGCAAUUAAUGUGUUGUGCACAAUGCAGGGGUGUUGCAUAUUGCAAUAAGAUUUGCCAGAAACUGGACUGGAAAAAUCACAAGGCACAUUGCAAAAAAAAGUAAUUGAACGUUUUAAAACAAAAGAAAGUUGUCCUUUUAAUUAUUUUGUUACGUAAUAUGUCAUACUUUGUUUAUUAUUGAACAUGAUUUUAAUAUUGUAAUAAACAAGUAUUAUAUAUAUUUAAAUAAAUAAACACUAGUCUUGUAGAUUUUA
Molecule: messenger RNA, 1890 nt
Organism: Folsomia candida
Lineage: Eukaryota; Metazoa; Arthropoda; Collembola; Entomobryomorpha; Isotomidae
Exons: 3
Coding region: 183-1739 (518 amino acids)
Source: RefSeq, a predicted model, not a curated record